AUGAAGUUCAAUACACCGCUACCACAGCCGCUACCCAAGGAAUGCCUCAAAGCAGCCAAAAUAUUCAAGUCCUUCGUUGACAAUGGAAACAAUGGACUUGACGGUGUGAUCCCAAGACAAGUCCUCGAGCAUGCAAAGGGCUUUGCUAUCUUUACCAUUGUCAAAGCCGGUUUCUUGUUCUCAGCCCGGGCAGGGAGUGGAAUCGUCAUAGCUAGACUCGACGAUGGAUCUUGGUCCGCUCCAAGCGCAAUUGGCUCUGCGGGACUUGGUGUGGGUGGUCAGGCAGGAGCGGAAAUGACAGACUUCCUAGUCGUGCUGAACUCUCGCUCGCGAUCAUUCAUGUCUGCAGGCUCUUUAACACUUGGAGGGAACAUGAGUAUUGCACUCGGUCCACUGGGUCGCAACGGAGAAGCUCUUGGAUCACUCAACACGUCUGGGAAAGUGGCAGCAAUGUACAGCUAUAGCAAAACACGGGGUCUUUUCGGUGGAGUAUCGGUUGAAGGCUCUGUCAUCAUUGAACGCCAGGAUGCGAAUGCCCUUGCAUACCGUUCCGAUGUGACCGCCAAACAAUUGCUAUCUGGUGCUAUUGAUCCACCGGACUGGGCACAGCCUCUUAUAAAAACACUUGAAGCGUGUGUCGGCAUGCCUGGUGGACACAAGUGGGUAGAUGAUUCUUUCGAGUCGAACACCAGUGAAUCCGGUUAUGCCUUCGGUGGAGGUGUUGCAAGUCCCGGGAGCGAAGUACCUCCGAGCCUUCGGAAAAAGAAGAGUUCAACUAAUUCUUCUUUUCCACCGACUCACUGGGGUAGACGGAAAAGUGGAGGGUCUUUUUUCCAUGCAAAUGACAAGGAGGGAUUUGAUGAUGAUUUUAGAGCCUCAACGCCGUCCAAGACGGAGGAAACGGCAUACGGACCGCGAUCUCCAGCGGUUGCCAACCAUGCCGAAGACCAACCUGCAACGGCUUCCUUUGCAACCAAAUUUGAGUCUGAUUACGAUACUGCAGAUUCAACAGUAAAAGACACGUCGUUCUCCCGCCCAUCGCAUCGGCCUGUGCAGAGUCUCGGGUCCUACUCUGGCCACGCAUCCACCUUUAAACCUGGAUCUCCCUUCAAUGAUCUUCCACCAUUCCCAAAUAUGAACGGCAACGAUAUGAAUGUGGACAGACCUCAGUUGACGCCGAAACGAGCAUUACUAGCUCCAAUGAGUCCACAUGAAGGUGUUGGGCGUGCAAUAGCGCUAUUUGAUUUUACGGCUAUUGAGCCUGGAGAUUUGGGCUUUAGAAAGGGACAAGUAAUAACUAUCACGAAGAAAACUGAUAAGACAGAUGAUUGGUGGACCGGUAAAUUGGAUGAAAAGGAGGGUAUUUUCCCGGCGAACUUCGUUGAGGUUGUUUAA
This is a messenger RNA of Fomitiporia mediterranea MF3/22, 1395 nucleotides long. Its product is annotated as DUF500-domain-containing protein. Lineage: Eukaryota; Fungi; Basidiomycota; Agaricomycetes; Hymenochaetales; Hymenochaetaceae. Gene Ontology annotation, cellular component: actin cortical patch. The record is from RefSeq and is a predicted model, not a curated record. Gene Ontology annotation, biological process: actin cortical patch localization; actin filament bundle assembly. Gene Ontology annotation, molecular function: actin filament binding; phosphatidylinositol binding. Bases 1 to 1395 code for a protein of 464 amino acids. The transcript has 8 exons.